AUGUUCCAGAACUGCAACCUACCUGGAGUGCCCAGAAGUACAAGGUGUUCAGUGCUCAGAGACAUGGCCAAGAUCGAUGGGCCCGUGGCUGGAUCAGUAACGGGCACGGAGCUCCACUUCGACUCAGACGCCAGCAAGGUGGAGGCUGCCUUUGAUACAGUGAACCAUCAGAUCCUCCUCUCCACCCUCUCCGAGCUGGGCAUCUCCGGCGCGGCUCACUCCUGGAUUGCGUCCUACCUGACCGGUCGCUCCUACCAAGUGGCGAAUCGCAUCUCUGCAUGUCUGGCCGACAUAUCAGUAUGGAUGACGGAUCACCACCUCAAGCUGAACCCUGGCAAGACGGAGCUGCUCUUCCUCCCGGGGAAGGACUGCCCGUUCCAUGAUCUCGCCAUCACGGUUGACAACUCCGUUGUGUCCUCCUCCCAGAGUGUGAAGAGCCUUGGCGUGACCCUGUCGUUCUCCGCUAACAUCAAGGCGGUGACCCCAUCCUGCAGGUUCAUGCUCUACAACAUUCAGAGAGUACGACCCUGCCUUACACAGGAAGCGGCACAGGUCCUAAUCCAGGCACUUGUCAUCUCCCGUCUGGAUUACUGCAACUCGCUGUUGGCUGGGCUCCCUGCCUGUGCCAUUAAACCCCUACAACUCAUCCAGAAUGCCGCAGCCCGUCUGGUGUUCAACCUUCCCAAGUUCUCUCACGUCACCCCCCUCCUCCGCACACUCCACUGGCUUCCAGUUGAAGCUCGCAUCCGUUACAAGACCAUGGUGCUUGCCUAUGGAGCAGUGAGGGGAACGGCACCUCCGUACCUUCAGGCUCUGAUCAGUCCCUACACCCAAACGAGGGCAUUGCGUUCAUCCACCUCUGGCCUGCUGGCUCCCCUUCCUCUGCGGAAGCAUAGUUCCCGCUCAGCCCAGUCAAAACUGUUCGCUGCUCUGGCACCCCAAUGGUGGAACAAGCUCCCUCACGACGCCAGGACAGCGGAGUCACUCACCACCUUCCGGAGACAUUUGAAACCCCACCUCUUUAAGGAACACCUGGGAUAG
Coregonus clupeaformis (lake whitefish) is the source of this 1041-nucleotide messenger RNA. RefSeq lists its product as uncharacterized. The record is from RefSeq and is a predicted model, not a curated record. Lineage: Eukaryota; Metazoa; Chordata; Actinopteri; Salmoniformes; Salmonidae. The transcript is spliced from 4 exons. The coding region runs from base 1 to 1041 and encodes 346 amino acids.